Messenger RNA from Cyprinus carpio (common carp), 4518 nucleotides. Its product is annotated as tumor necrosis factor alpha-induced protein 3-like. Gene Ontology annotation, molecular function: zinc ion binding; DNA binding; cysteine-type deubiquitinase activity. The transcript has 8 exons. Gene Ontology annotation, biological process: positive regulation of Wnt signaling pathway; protein K33-linked deubiquitination; cell migration. Gene Ontology annotation, cellular component: cytoplasm; nucleus. Lineage: Eukaryota; Metazoa; Chordata; Actinopteri; Cypriniformes; Cyprinidae. The record is from RefSeq and is a predicted model, not a curated record. Bases 820 to 3135 code for a protein of 771 amino acids.
CGUUCCCUCGCCUCUCUAAUGUCGUGUCCAGGCUGUAUCCUAAACCGAGCGAGACUGAUUUCUCCCGUAUUGUGUCGCGCUUAAACGGCAGUCUGUCUCACACGGACGGACACGGUGUUGAACGCCGCGGAUUUGACAGCCAUUGUUUGCGAAGACGCCACUUAUCAGCGAUUAGAGACAUUAAACGUUCUAUUGUUGCCAUGGGGACACAUCGCUUCCUUUCGAGUGUUACAGUGUUGCAUUGUCUCGGGCUUCUGUCAAGCCAAUUACGUAAUUCGAGCGUCAGCAGCUGAUGUUACAAUAUUUAUUAUUAUUAUUAUUAAUUAUUUUUUCGCAUCGGUCUCUAUUGUCCCCGUUGUGCUUCGUGUUUAAUAAAACUGUGGACGCCUUUUGUCGCGUUCCCCACGACGACAACGUUGCGAACGUUUUGCGAGAGGUAUUUAAGCGAACGCUGUCGCUUUGGCGUUCCGAAUAAGUUGUCCCUUAAGAACCUCGGCGGCUGAGACAAAGUCAAUGGCAUUUUCCAGUCAGCCUGUCUGAACCCGUCUUCUGCCUAUUCUGAUAGUUUUGGAAAUUUCAUUGUGGGGGUGGACUAAUAAAGAUCUUCGCCCUUCAGUCGUCUGACCUCAAGAGACUGGAAUACACCAUCGCUUUCAGGGGCCAUGAUCGUUCUUUCAGUUCUUCACCUUUAGGGUGGAGGGAAAUGAGGGGAAAUUCUUGUUUGUAACACAUGGUCGUGGGUUGAGUGCCUUUGACAGUGGUGUGUUUGUUUCAUGUCUUCUUUCGCAGAGAUAGAUUGGUUCCGCACUCCAGACUACCAUGUCUCAGGGCCAGAACUUCCUUCCCAAGUUCCUGUUUGUGAGUAACCUCCUGAAGGCCGUGAAAAUUAGAGAGCGGGUGCCCAACGAUGUGGUCAAGCCCUCUGCCAGCGGCGGCCUGAUCCAUCACCUGCGCAGCAUGCACCGCUACACGCUGGAGAUGAUCCGCAUGAGCCAGUUCCCGCAGGCCUUCCGCGAGGUCAUCCAGGCGGCCAUCUUGGACCGGGCCAUGCAGAGCUCGCUGGAGCAGGAGAAGAGGCUGAACUGGUGCCGCGAGGUCAAGAAGCUGGUGCCGCUGAGAACCAACGGUGAUGGGAACUGCCUGCUCCAUGCAGCUUCUCAGUACCUGCUGGGGGUCCAGGACACGGACCUGGUGCUGCGAAAGGCUCUUUAUGCAGUGCUGAAGGAAACAGACACUAGUAACUUUAGAAUGCGCUUUCAAACAGAGCUGCUGCACUCUCAGGAGUUCACUCAGACUGGCCUGCGAUACAGCACUAUGAACUGGGAGGAGGAAUGGGUGAAGAUUGUAGAAAUGGCUUCUCCAGUGUCCAGCAGUAAUGGCCUACAGUUUGACUCAUUAGAGGAUAUUCACAUCUUUGUGCUUUCUAAUAUUCUCCGGAGACCAAUUAUUGUUAUUGCAGAUCAAGUACUCAGAAGUAUGAAGUCUGGUUCCUCCUUUUCACCCCUCAAUGUCGGGGGCAUAUACCUGCCUUUGCAUUGGCCUCCAGGAGAAUGCUACAAAUAUCCCAUAGUGCUUGGAUAUGACUCUCAGCACUUUGCACCUCUGAUUACAAUCAAAGACAGCGGCCCAGAGAUCCGUGCUGUGCCACUGAUAAACCCUGGACGGGGUGGGUUUGAAGAUCUUCGAGUGCACUUUCUGACAGAAAAGGAGCAGCAACAGAAGGAGAAGUUGCUGAAAGACUACCUAAUGCUUAUAGAAAUCCCUGUCAUUGGCCUGGGCUGCGCUCCCACACAGAUCAUCACUGCAGCCAGACUGGAUGAAGGCAACCUCCCUGAGGACAUGAACCUGAUGGAGGACUACCUACAACUGGUCAACCACGAAUAUAAGCGCUGGCAGGAGGAUAAGGAUUCUUUAUGGGCCCCCCAAUCCCAGCGUCCCCCUCCCUUCUCAGUCUCCCAACUCUCUCUCAUUGAGAUCCGCUGUGCCACACCCCGCUGUACCUUCUACGUCUCGGUGGACACUCAACCCCACUGUCACGAGUGCUUCGAAAAGCGGCAGGCGGGUCGUAAGCCAGAGGCCGUUUCCACCACGAAUCAAACCUCAUCCUCGGACCCCGAGAGCCGAGGGAGGCUGGAGCGCUCCGUCCUGCCCAGCCCACGCUCUGCGCCCCCUACGGCCCCCAGUCUAAGCCUUUACAGUGAGACUCAUGCCAUGAAGUGCAAGACGCCCGGAUGCUUGUUCACACUCAGCGUGGAGUAUGACGGGCUGUGUGAACGCUGCUUUACAGCGAGGCAAAACCGAUCGGCUGCUAAUGGGCCGCCGCAAGGCCCCUCUUACAGCUGGUGGGCAUCAGGCAGCCGGGAGCGAGAGAAGGAAAGAGAACGGGAAAGGGACACCGAGAGAUGCAUUAUGUGCCGACAGGAGGUCUUUAGGAUAUUUAAUGGUCUUUGCCCACCCUGCAUGCAGAGGACUGCUGUUUCAGAGAGAGGGGACGCCCAGCAGCAGGAGCCUAGAACCGAGGCUUCAAUAUGGGCACUGCAUAGGGAGACCGAACGCACGGGCCACACCUGGCAGACGCCCGCGGCCCGGCAGUGUAAACGCUCCGGCUGCCAGUUCUUUGGAACACCAGAGAAGCUGGGAUUCUGCACUAUAUGUUAUCUAGACUACCAGACCAAUCACCUGGCCACCCCUGCUAUCGUCCAGCCCAGACACACAUCCGAGGCGGGUUUCCAGAACUGUCCGCGGUGCCGGGGUCAGGGCUGCGGCGCCGAGGGAAAGGCCAUGCUCGAGGGUUACUGCAACAAGUGCUUUGUGAAGGAACAGAGUGCUAGACUCAACCAAGCUGCGAGCAGGGGCUCUCACUCCCCACCUCUCGUCACGCGGGCCUCGAAAGCACGUCCGCCUCCGAUGCUCACCCAGACACCGUGUCGGCGCAGCGGCUGUAAGAACCUCUCCCCCGGCUGCACGGACCUCUGCCCGGACUGCGUCAGCCGCGGCCAGCGAGAGGGUCGCCGUGCCCAGGCACCCAAAGAGAAGAGCAAACAGCGCUGCAAGACGCAGGGCUGCGACCACUACGCCAACCAAGAGAAACAAGGCUACUGUAACGAAUGUGACCACUUCAAGCAGAUUUACUGAGACUGACAGGACGGGUUACUGUUAAAAAAGGCCCAGUUCAUCGCACGUUUGCGUGCAAGCUGGGGAACACUCUUACACACAACACUUUUUGCCCAAAAUCCCCCACCUACAUUGGGCAGGGCCUAAAGAGCCCGGUGGUGCUGUAGAAUUGAUUACCUCUCAAAGUAUGAAGUUUUGCUCAUUUGUAUCAUGUGUAUAGGACCGUCGUGUGAUGUUAGCAUACAGAAACUAAUGAUACACAAUGACGUCUAGUCACACACCUGUGGCAUCUGCUGUUUGUAUCGAACAGGGUAAUUAAUUGCAAACGUUUAUUAGCAAAUUGAGGAGUGUAAGAAGUAAUGAUUUCAGAUUAGCAGCAAAUUUGACCAAAGUUAAUAAACUGAAAGAUAUGUCUAAGCCAGUGUACUUCGCCGCUGUGGACUGCAGAAAGCCAACAGGCCUGAGAAGAAGUACAGGGUAUGCAGAGACCACCGGAGGACAGCAUUUGAUAGUUUCUUCAUAAAAUGUAGGUUAAGUGCCAAUGAGAGCUUGCUAAGCAGAGCUCGGAUUUCAUUUCCUGCUGCACCAUCUGAUGUCUGCAAGCAGCACGGAUCUGUUGCCUUUGAGAAUGUUUUUGUUUACCAUUUUCACAAGUCCUUCUUGCUCUUGAAACUGUUUUCCACUUUUGCUUGCCUUGCUAAACUUCAUAUGACUUGGUCUGUUCUAUUGAAUGGAUAUGAAAAAUUCCUUAAGUGCAAUGAAAACCAGAUACUUGACACCUCCCCGAUGUCUAGAGCAGAUGAAAAUUCAUUUAAAAAAAAAAGUCAAUUUUUGACAAGAACAAACUAUGAGAUGACUGAACUCCCAGUCUGGAUGAACCGCCAAGUGAAAACGAAUCAGUCCAAACCUAAACACACCCAGGUAGGAAGUGUCCGCUCCUAGAUCUGUGAAUUCCCCGUUUGCCGUUCUCGCCCAGCCACUUUCUUUCGGUUGCACUACUCUCCUUUAAACACACAAUGCCUCAGUCUAUUCUUUGCAUACAUUUAGUAUGCACAAACUGACAUUCUCUAUUUGAAUAUUUCUGCGAUAUCUGCACAGACGUAACGAGAGGUCCGUUCAGAUCAUCACAGACUUGCACAAUACUAAAUAAGCUGCUCUGGAAUUAGGAACGGUACUUCUGACUUACAGUACAUAGUGACAUUCCAGUUAUAGACCUAGAGGAAUAUACAUGACAAGAUAGACGUUUUGUGCAACCUUUCAUAUAGAGUAUCGUAUGAAAAGCCUUGUUUUUUUGUUUUUGUUUUUGGUUUGUUUGGUAUUUAUUCACAGCAAAUAUUAACUGUAAUGUGUUUCAAAAAUUAUUUAUAUGUGGUCCUGGAAUAAAUUAUUUUUAAUAGAAAAACA